CCGCAUUUCAGUUGUUCGAGAAACUUUGCACGAACCAAAAGCACGAAUCGCACGCGGCAGCAACCGACCAGCAAAUAAAAAGCACAACUAAAUAAACCACCAAACAAACAGCAGCAUGUCGCAUACGCCACUGAAGCGACUGAGUGGCAGUGGCAGCCUGGUUGUAGUCCUGCUGCUCCUGGCUCUAAUCGCAGAGGAUGUCCAGGCCAAGCGCUGGUUUGGCGGCGGCGGCAGCAAGAGCCGAAGCUCCAGUUCAAGCAGCUCUUCGCCGCGACGCACUUCCACGUCGCAUUCGCAGGCGAGUCCCUCGUACUCGCACGCGGACAUCAGCCGUCUGAGCUAUGGCGGCGGGACGCACUCGCAGCCCAGUAAAGUGAGCAUGGGACAAUCCCAGAGCAGUCACAGCUCGGCACCGAUUGGCUGGAAUGUUCCCAAGGCACAGGGCCCGCCGCCUGCCUACUCCGCCAGCAAUCCGGCCGGAGGAGCCCACACCAACAUCCACGAGCGUCCGCCCGCAUACAAUCCCGCCUACAAGCCGAAUGCAGCACCGCCGAGCUACUCGGCGGCCACCAACAGCCACAGCAACAGCCCCAGCAGCAGCUACAACACUAACUCCCGGCCAGCUGCCGGAGCAACAGCUGGAGUGGGAGCUGGAGCGGGAGCUGGAGCAGCCAGUCCCCACUACACACCCGCAUCGAAUUACAGACCCAGAAUGAACUCCACGGGCGGCGGCUUUGGCAGCGGAUACCACACUCCCAUCUCGGCCAGCAGUGCGCACAACGUGCAGUCCAGCUACCCGCGCCAGCAGGGACAGCUGCCACAGGGAGCCACCUACUAUCCGGCCGGACAAGUGCCAGCGGGCGCCAGCUAUCACCCGGCAGGACACGUGCCAGCGGGGGCAUCGUAUCACCCGGCCGGGCAGGUUCCACAUGGAGCAACCUAUUAUCCAGCAGGACAGGUGCCAGCGGGCGCCAGCUAUCACCCGGCAGGGCAAUAUCCUGCAGGAGCCACGUACCACAGUCCGGGACAGAUUCCCCAGGGAGCCACCUACUAUCCGCAGGCACCUAUGGGCGGCGGUCUGCCGCCGGGUGCCACCUUCCUGCCCGCAGGAGGAGCCCUUCCCGCAGGUGCCACCUACUAUCCGCAGGCGCCACAGAAGUCUGGAUCAGGCUUUGGGUUGGGCACUGGUCUCAUUGCUGGCGCCCUGGGUGGAGCCAUUCUGGGUCACGCCCUGACACCCACUCAGACGAGAGUCGUGGAGCAUGCCCCUUCGUACUCUGGCGGCGGCGGUGGGGGCGGCGGAGUGGGCGGUGGCGACGACAAGAUCAUCAUUAUCAACAACGGACCGCCGGGAUCCGUGACCACCAGCGAUGUGGGAUCGGGCACAACGGUUAUCAACGCGGGAGGGGCACAGCAACCAGCUGCUUAUCCCGCGCAGCCAAUGGCUUCAUUUGCUCCUGCCCCACAGGCACCGGGAAGCGCACCAUUGGCGCCUCUUUCUCCGAUAGCUCCUUUGGCCGCAGCACCACCAGCACAAGCAAUUCCCGGCGUAACACCUGCUGCUGCUGCUGUGCCCGCCCCUGGAGCACAACCCGCAGCUGCAGCUGAUCCAAAUGUGCCUGCAGCUCCCGCUGAUCCGAAUGCUGCUCCACCAGCGGCCGGGGGAAUCGUCUGUGUGCCUGUGAAGGUGCCCGAGCCAGAUCCAAACGAUGCCACCAAGACCAUUGAAGUAGAGAAGAUCGCCUGCUAUCCAGCACCCCCGCCGGAAGCAGCUCCCGCCAAUGGAACGGCCCCUGCUGUCGAGGGCGCUGUACCUGCCCCGACUUCCGUUUCCAAUGUGGCAGCCGGAGUUACCCAGUCGCCCGACGCCGCUCAUCUUGCACCAUUCCAGCCGACGACGCCCUUCACCGUGCCCGAAGGAUCUGUGCCAUUGGCACCGCUUACGCCGGGCGGACAGCCGGAUAUCAUGAAGAUGCCGGGCCUCACAUCUGCUCGACUUUCCGCAGAGUCGGGUCUGAAGGAUGCCCACAAUGUGGCCGACAAGUCCCUCAGCCACUUCAGCCUCGUCUCGACGCUGAUGACCCUCCUGGUGGCCUACUGUCUGCACUAAGAGUCCCAGGACUUUGUGUCGUUGGCAAACCGAAAAUCUUUCACUAAUUUAUUGCCAGUCUAUCCAUCGGACACGGGAUGUGAUGUGCCUUCUCAUGCAUAUACGUAUCUUCUAAUCUCUAUCAGUCGGUUUUCUUUAUAUAUUUUGUAAACAAAGCGAAUUUUUGAUAUUAUAUACUCGUACGCGUAGUUCUGUUAGACCUCAAUUAAAACCACCAAUAAAUGUAUCGGCAACUGA
Messenger RNA from Drosophila obscura, 2347 nucleotides. RefSeq names its product mucin-1. Bases 116 to 2110 code for a protein of 664 amino acids. The record is from RefSeq and is a predicted model, not a curated record. Lineage: Eukaryota; Metazoa; Arthropoda; Insecta; Diptera; Drosophilidae. The transcript is spliced from 3 exons.